AUGGUCAUCAGGUUACGCUUGGCCAGGCACGGCGUUCGGGGCAAGCCGACGUACAGCAUCGUCGCCAUCCAGGCACGCAAAGCGAGGAACGCUCAGCCGAUCGAACAGAUUGGCACUUAUGAUCCCCUACCCGUACUCACCUACCCCCGCCCCACUUCACUACUCGAUCGGAGGAAAGCAGAAGACGGCGUGUGGGAGAAGAAGCUCGAGUUGAACGCUCAGCGAGCAAGCUGGUGGAUCUCUGUGGGCGCACAACCUUCAAAGACCGUUGCAAAGCUGCUCCUGCUCUCUGGUCUGACCAAACCUGGUCAGUUCAACAUUGGCGGCAUGCGAACAGACAUUGCGUCACCAUCGAGAGAGACAGAGACCCCAUCCAAAUCGAGCGUGAUAGGUCAAGCGACGACCGGCUCUCCCAAUCCUCAAGCGGGCCCGUCCUCACCUCUGCCUCCCGCUCAAGUGCAUCAGCCGAUUGAUACAGCUCCGAAUGAGGCUGCUUCUGCGAGCAACAGAGUCUUCCAGGAGACUUACAAGCCCCACAAACCGUCUGCUCGUGCUCGUGCUCGCGAGAGAUCAAGGAACUUUACACUCAGCAUUGCCCUGCCCGGCUCCAUCCUCCUCAACGCCCAAACGCCCGAACUACGCACCAUCCUUGCAGGCCAGAUUGCAAGAUCGUGUGCUAUCUUCAAUGUGGACGAGAUCAUCGUCUUCCAUGAGCCUACUUUCUCUCCAUCGUCCGAGAAUGGACACGAGCAAAAGAGGAUGAGGGGGAAGUACAGGCAGACGGCAGAGGAGGAGAGUCAGUCUACUGCUCAAGCAGACGAGAUGCUCGUCAAGAUCCUCACCUAUCUGGAAACACCCCAGUACCUGAGGAAAGCACUGAUACCCAUGCAUUCCGCAUUGAGGCAAGCCGGUAUAUUGCCACCCCUCGAUAUGCCGCACCAUCUCAGACGAGACGACCCGUCACCCUUCAGAGAAGCCGUCGUACUCUCCCACGAUGACGAUGGUCGCUCUGUUCAGAUAGAUAUUGGUCUGCGCGACCCUGUUCGCGCCAGAACAAAGUCGUCUGCCCUGCCCGAACGAGGCACUCGUGUCACUGCUCAUUACACCAAUGCAGAAUGGUCGCUCGUCUCGCCUCUGCUACCGAGAGAGCUACUGGGCAUAAGCUGGGGCUACAGAGUCAGACACGUCUCACAGAUCUCUCGCAUCUUUCUCGAUCCCGCACACGGUCAGCCGAACGAAGAAUACGAUCUCGUCAUCGGUACAUCCGAACGAGGCCAACCACUCCAAUCCGCUCUCGACAGCUUUCCUCCUCAUCCAAAACACGUCUUGAUCGUCCUGGGCGGUCUUGCUGGUCUAGAGCUCACGAUCGGGGCGGAUGAGGAUACUGGCUUGACAGCAGAGACUGCGCUCGAUCUCUUUGACCACUGGAUCAACCUCUGUCCGCACCAAGGCAGUCGAACAAUCCGUUCGGAAGAAGCCUUGCCAAUCGCUCUGGCAACCCUCGCGCCGUAUCUCGACAGUAUCUGA
Mixia osmundae IAM 14324 is the source of this 1527-nucleotide messenger RNA. RefSeq lists its product as uncharacterized. Bases 1 to 1527 code for a protein of 508 amino acids. The transcript is spliced from 9 exons. The record is from RefSeq and is a predicted model, not a curated record. Gene Ontology annotation, cellular component: ribosome. Lineage: Eukaryota; Fungi; Basidiomycota; Mixiomycetes; Mixiales; Mixiaceae. Gene Ontology annotation, molecular function: structural constituent of ribosome. Gene Ontology annotation, biological process: translation.